AUGUACUCGCCACUUCCAGUGUAUACGGUCCCCAAAAAGUCGAAGGGAUGGAAUCCUCGCAAGGGAUCCGCUUCCUUCAAGUCGUCUGAUGUCUCGCCACCGCAAACUGCCUCUUCUAUAAAUGCGCCAUCAUCAAAAUUAUUCCAAGGUUUCAAUGACAUGUUGGACCCGGCACUAGAUGGGCCUCCAUCACCGGGACGUCUAAGGGCAGUCGCCAACCAGGUGCGCAAGAACUCAGUGGCAGAGAAACACGACAGUCAACAGACCAACUCAUCUGGCUCGUCUUCUAUACUUUCGGCAUAUGACAGACCGUCUUGGGAGCAUGGCAUCGAGAGCUUAACACUAUCACGGAGAUCAUCGCAACGCUCUACCACCAGCAGCAUGCCCUCACGCGAGCGACCAGAGAGCACGCAAAUCUUCAGCAAAUCCAUAUUUAACCGCAGAGGCAAGGGUCGGAGAGAGAGCAGUGACUUGGGCUCUUCCAAUGCCUCGUUAAACUCCACCGAAGCACCGGCAGAUGCAGCCAAUGGUCAGAAGGAAGGCAGUUCCUUGAAGUCAUUAUUGACUAGACGAAAGGGUGGCAAGGAUGAGGAACCGCCACAGACCAAGAUCAAGAUUUCAGGGCCUUAUAAUUUCCAACAUGUCGCCCACACAGAGAAGGAGAAUGACUCGCAACCAGUGCGACAAGGCAUGGACUUGGCGCAGGACCACUUGGAAAUGCGUCGAGUUCACAGGCCGAGGAAAUCGUCUCUCAUGGGUGCUGCCCCUCCUGUGUCGUAUCACUCACAUUAUCACAGCGAGUCCUUUUCUUCUCAGCAGGAUCCAUCGGCAGGUCUGCAUGUCGCACAUGGCUCGUACGGCGAGCCGGUCGAGAUGCGACAUGUCUUGCCGACUCCAGCAGUCCCAACUCGAUCUGUGAAACGAACCCAGUCGCAAGACCAGUUCCGUGUUCCUCCUCCACGACCGCCAAGAUCUCCCACCGAAUACAGCUUUGAGUCUCCCAUAUCCCCGCCGCCCCGUACGUCCAGUCGGGCGUCGGCGCGACCUGAGAGCAGCAAUGGCUUCGGUUCGUUCAGCUCGGAUCGAUUCCCUGCAGGUGCCGGCAUCCGCAUCCCUCAGCCAAUAGUCUUCCCAUCCACGUGGGAAAUGUCCAACCAGCCCAUCCUGCCUCGCUCAGGAAUCUCGACUAUCGAUGAGGAUGACGUUGCUCCGCAUGAGCAGAGAUACUCUCAUGCCAUCACCACUCCUGAUAACGCGGCCUGGCCGCUACCGGCUGAAACGAUUACAAAUGUGUUGGCAGAUGUACCAGAGGAGGAAGAAAACAAUGGACUAUCACGAUCUCGGAUGAGCAUGGCAAGCAACAGCUCUGCAUUGCGUGGCAGCAUCUCAGUACCACUUCUGCGCCAAAUUUCUCAGCCUCAAAACACGCCAAAUGCCCGACCUCCCAGCAAUGCCUCAGAGACGCUGGGACGGUUCGAUUUGCUUGCUGCCCAGCGUGCUCUCCGAGCUAGCAUGGACGACGAUGCAAGCGAUUAUGAGGACGAGCUGGACCAAGUGGAUAACUGGGAGGAUGACAUCGAUUACUGCUAUGACCAUGCAGCCGAGGCCGAUUGCGACUACGCAUGGGAGCGCCCAUCAAUGGACAUGGCCCGGGACGCCUCACCGUCAAUGGAUGCAAUGGGCUUCAGAUACCCCGAUUAUGGGUCCGGCUCGACCGGUCUUCUCUCGCCACCCGGCCGUGACGACGUUCCAGCCCUUAGCCCUGUCAGCCAGAUCUCCAACGGCACGCAAAACGAGGCAAAGACGCCCACCGUCGUUGUACCCGUGACUUCGAACUUUUCCCUGCCUAGACGCGACAGCUCGGCAGUCCUCGUCCGCAGCCACAGUCACAGCCGCAACGUGUCCCAUGCCGACAGCUUCAAGGAAGCCGCCACUUUUGAUCUCUCCCCAUCGUUGCUGAUCCCCGGGGACUAUCAUCAGCAAAUGCUUCUCCACGAGCGAGGCGAGCUGCGCGAGGAGGAUGAGGACUACCUGGUAGCACCACUGUCUCCCUCGGGCUCACACUUUGCCCAAUCUCCGAAGACGGUACUUGCACGUUGCAGUGCCUCGACCACCGACUCCAUCUUCUCCAACCGCCACAAAUCAACCACCUCAACGUCAACAACUUUGACACGGUGGACCUCGACCAGCACCACCAAUGCGCUUGUGGAGGGCUGGCAACCAGAGGACAAGGAGCUCGUGCAUGCUUCCAGCUUUGAUAGGACUGCCAUCAGCCCCUUGCCUGAACUUGAGGAAAGCCACUUUCGACGCGACACCAGUGCCGAGCGCCACGCCCGGGCACAGUCUCACGCCAACUUCCUUGUCAAGUCCAGCUCCGAGACCACCAUGUCUGAUCACUUAAAGUCCAGCCCCGAGUUGAUCAAGACUCGCCGCCGAGCCAAGACCACAAGCCGGAGCCACAACCAGGCUCCAGUGUCGCUUGGUCUCUUCCCUUCCAUCAUGAACAACCGCGUCUAA
Pestalotiopsis fici W106-1 is the source of this 2517-nucleotide messenger RNA. RefSeq lists its product as uncharacterized. The transcript has a single exon. Bases 1 to 2517 code for a protein of 838 amino acids. NCBI's taxonomy places the organism in Eukaryota, Fungi, Ascomycota, Sordariomycetes, Amphisphaeriales, Sporocadaceae. The record is from RefSeq and is a predicted model, not a curated record.